AUGGAGCCGCAGUGGACAACGCUCGAAGAGUCAACCUCCAUCUCGCAAGUGGGCGAACCUUCAUCGUCGAAGCGAGCACCACAAAAGCGCCUCCCGGCAGCCGGGAAGACCCUAGUCAAUGAGCUCUAUGCUCUCCAUCCGUAUCCCCCGACUGAGCUUAAGGAAACAUACCUCAAGCGGAUCAGAGCCCUCCCGGGAUGCGACUAUUACACUCUUGACAAGCUCAACCUUCUUCUGUACUCUCGGCGCGUCCGCAGCGGCCUUGCGGGCAACGGCGGGCGACAACUUGAUGUGCACCAGCCAACGAGACAAACUACAAGCGAUGACAUCUUGUAUCCUUCUUUCAGAAAGCAGACGGGCGUUGUGUCCAAACUGGAGGUGCUCAUCUCGGAAAAGCCACGUGCCAAUGAUACUUUGAUCAAAAUAUGGGCCAAGAGACUGGAUGUAGAGGAAGAUGAUGUCCUGACUUGGGUUGAAGCAUGGAGAGCUGAGCAUGAGGAAGCAACAUCCAGUGUAGAACCUGCAAGACAGUCAGCUCCAGUUGCCCAUCUUCCCACACCGGGGUCAUCACGCUCACCAGAGCCCCUAUUUGUGCACAUUCCUCUUGCAGCCAAACAAGAGCUGUCAGCACUACUGACUCCCUCGGAGCCAUUCUUUGAACACGGCAUACCUUCGAAAUCUUCACCCACGGACGAGCUGCGAAGAUUUAUUCGGUCGUUGCCUACUGUUGAUGUGCCGGAUCUCGAACCACCCGACUUCGAGAAUGCCUCGGUCGAAGUCAUCAAUAAAUGGUUUGAUGGACAUACAGAGAGGAUGUCGAUGUUCCUGCGGCACGUAGAAAGUGGGAGGUACAAGCGAUAUGGGCUCAAACCGUCGUUUCUGAAGACAUCGCGAGAGUCGACAAAGCAGGAGGAAACAGGUGUGCCAUCACGAUUCGAUCAGCGUAUCGGACCACCAUCGCCUAACCUCGUCCGCAUUGUCCGCUCAGAUGGGUAG
Postia placenta MAD-698-R-SB12 is the source of this 996-nucleotide messenger RNA. RefSeq lists its product as hypothetical. Lineage: Eukaryota; Fungi; Basidiomycota; Agaricomycetes; Polyporales; Adustoporiaceae. The transcript has 5 exons. The record is from RefSeq and is a predicted model, not a curated record. Bases 1 to 996 code for a protein of 331 amino acids.